This is a messenger RNA of Toxorhynchites rutilus septentrionalis, 3799 nucleotides long. RefSeq names its product beta-alanyl-bioamine nonribosomal peptide synthetase ebony (gene e). The transcript has 8 exons. The record is from RefSeq and is a predicted model, not a curated record. Bases 797 to 3436 code for a protein of 879 amino acids. NCBI's taxonomy places the organism in Eukaryota, Metazoa, Arthropoda, Insecta, Diptera, Culicidae.
GUAAGGUAAACUCAACGUGAUUCAUAAAUCGUGUCUGGUGGUACGGAAUUGCGUAAGAACGUUAUCCCCCCGCUGCGCUGGUCAACAACAAUCUGACCUGUUCCGUGGAUCCCGGUCUGUCAUUUCCUAUCAGAACGGGGUUGUGGCUUUACAGCCUAGAUGAGAUCUCCAGUAAUCCACUCAGCACAAGCUACUUAAUUCGCAACCCCGACUGGCGACACACGGUUUAAUCAUCUUCGUGCUAUCUUCCCUGCAAACGCUCGGAGGGAAGUUCUACUCCGUAACGCUUUGGAGCUCAUUCAAGUACCGAGUGCGGACCCGAGCGGACGCUUAACUACCGAACCAGAGAGAUCAUUCCAAUUGCGAUAAAGUGUGGCUGAGGUUAGAUAAACCGUGAGUGACAAACGAUUUCAGACGAUUUUGCUGAUCGUACGUUUUGACCGAAGUGUGGAAAGUGAGCAAAGAAGUGCAUCCAACAAUCGCCACCGAUUGGUCAGUGCAACCGGGGUGUGGUGUGCCAGUGUAAAUUAGGUUUAUUGAAAUACUCGUUUAGUGUUAGGCUGGGAUAUUCAGAGGGAAUAAAAGCCGUCGGACUAUUUUAGCAAGCAGCGACCCAAAGGCGUUCUUGGAACUAAGAGUUGUCUCUUCAAACAUCAUAAAUCUACCAAGGUGGCACUUCACUGCUAGCAGGAUCAUAAACUCAACUUUGUUAGAGAGCUGAGGGUCGACAACCAGAAAGGAGAAAAAAGAGGCUUCCAUCGUAAAAAGGUGCCAAUAACGCCAACACUUCACCACCAUGGGUACCUUGCCACAGCUGGCGAUCAUCAAGGGGCAACAGCGUGCCCUGACUCCGGCCCUGCUCCAUCGGACCAUCGAAACCAACGUCGACAAACAGUGCGGACUGAAAACGGCGCUCAUAUAUAAUGACGAAAAACUCGGCCAACUCAAGACCAACUAUCAUGUGCUGAACUCAACGGCAAACCGGCUAGCGGCAGCCGCCAUUGACGAGAUUAGUAAUCACCACAAAUCGCAACCCAACCGUGACGGAGAUUACAUCAUUGCAGUUUGCAUGCACCCCAGCGAUCGGUUGGUGACUAUGCUGUUGUCGAUUUGGAAAGCCGGUGCUGCAUACCUUCCCCUGGAUCCAACCUUCCCACCGAACCGGAUCGAACACAUUCUGGGUGAAGCCCGCCCACUGCUGGUGGUCUACGAGGACUACGAAAAUGUGGCUGUUUUCGGGGAAACUCCCGCUAUCUCAUAUGCUGACUUGCGCGAGAAGGCCAGCGGCCUGAGCAACGCAAACAUCCUACCGGAACAAAUGCUAGGUGCAGGGAACAACGAGCUCGCGCUGGUGCUCUACACAUCCGGAAGCACCGGUGUUCCCAAAGGUGUCCGGCUCAACCAUGCAACGAUUAUGAAUCGAUUACAGUGGCAGUGGAACCGAUUUCCCUACUCGGAAACUGAGAAGGUCGGCAUAUUCAAAACAGCCCUAACUUUCGUCGAUUCUGUCACGGAGAUAUGGGGCCCCCUCAUGAACGGAAUGGCCGUCGUUGUCGUGCCGAAGAAGAUCACCAACAAUCCGGAAAAAUUGGUUGAGCUUCUGGAGGAGUACCGAAUUGAACGGUUGGUCCUCGUGCCCACACUUCUGCGGUCUUUGCUCUUGUAUCUCCCGAUGCAGAAGAAGAAGCUGCUGUACAAUCUCCGAAUAUGGGUUUGCUCCGGAGAGCCUCUACAACUGUCACUGGCCAAAGAAUUCUUCGACUAUUUCGAGGAAGGAGUCCAUGAAUUGUGCAAUUUCUAUGGUUCCACCGAGGUUAUGGGCGAUGUGACCUACUUCGUCUGUGAGUCAAAGAAGCAGCUCAGUAACUACGAAAAAGUUCCUAUUGGCUAUCCACUGGAUAACACUGUGAUAUACAUCCUGGAUCCCGAGCUUCAUCCGGUGAAAUCGGGAGACAUUGGUGAACUGUUCGUUGCCGGUUUGAACGUCGCCCAAGGUUACGUGAAUGGGCGAGAUCCCCAGCGAUUCAUCGAGAAUCCGAUGGCCGUUGAUCCCGUCUACACGCGCCUCUAUCGCACCGGAGAUUUUGCAUCCGUGAGCAAAGGUUGCGUUUACUACGAAGGCCGUACCGAUUCCCAGAUAAAGAUUCGUGGCCACCGUGUUGACCUAUCGGAGGUGGAGAAGAACCUUCUAUCACUGCCGGGCGUCGACAAGGGUAUAGUGCUAUGCUACCACGGAGGGGAAAUCGACCAAGCCCUGCUGGCAUUCAUCACUGUCGAAGAGAACUCACCGUUCCAAACGGGGGUUCAGGUUGAGGGAGCUCUCGAGCGGCGGCUGGCGCACUACAUGAUACCCCAGGUCAUCAUGCUGGAUACCAUCCCACUGCUGGUCAACGGCAAAAUGGACCGGCAGAGUCUGCUGAAAAUGUACGAGAAUACCAACAAUAAUGAUGACGCCACGAUCGAGAUCGAGUACGAUUACAGUGGCGUUCCGGAGCACAAGCUGGACAUGGCGAAGGAUCUGUUCACUACGGUGGGUGAGGUAAUCGGCCGCUCCACCCGGGCUAAGAUCUCCCUACAAAGCAACUUCUACGAGUUGGGGGGAAACUCGCUCAAUUCAAUCGUCACGGUGACGCAACUCUGCCAGAAAGGCCAUGCGAUCAGCAUCACAAGCUUCAUUGGGGCCGACAAUCUGGGGGAGAUUCUUGACAAGAUGUACAACAACCAGCGGCACAUCGACGAGCAAGAACAGCGAGUAGAGAAUGAGUUUGAGUUCGAGUAUAAAAUGCAGCUAACCGCUCAUCCACUGGCCGAUGAGCACAAAGAAGACGCAAUCAACAUCCUGACGUACAGUUUCUACGAGAAGGCCGAUCUCGAGCGGUGGAUCAAACCACUGAUCAAACAGUCGGACUAUCGUCACAUCUUGGAGGAAAUCUGGGAUGUUCUAAUCGAAAAGCAGCUGAGUUUCGUUAUCAAGAACGCAGAGGGCCAAUCGGUCGGAGUGUCGCUUAAUUUCGAUGCCUACGAUGAACCGGAACCGGAGUUGCAUGACAACAAUCUAGUCAUCAUCUUCGAAUUCCUGGAACACGUAGAGAACCCAAUUCGCGAGCAGAAACUUCCCAAAGGCAAAAACGAAAUCCUGCACUCGUUCAUGAUGGGCACCUGUUCCGAUCUGAACGCACAAGAAAACAUCGAGGCUAUGCACUUUAUGGAGAAUGAAGUGCUGAAGAUUGCCACCCGCCGGAAAUUCACGGGCAUUCUUACGACCAACACCAGCCCAUUGACGCAGCAGCUCGGUUCCGACGUUUACAAGUACGAAAACAUGCUGGACUAUCAGAUCAACCGGUGGGUAUGCAGCGAUGGUACGCGGCCCUUCGGCAAGGCUCCCGACGACCAGCGGGUGAUUGUGCACUGGAAAAAUAUCCGAAAGCAGCACUAAAAAAUACCUGAUCCGGGCGGUCGAACCUAGCUUGUAGUGUGCUAACUUAUAUUUAUCGUGUUAUUGUAUUACUAUCGAGUUAAGCUUAGGGUUUUCUAACAAGAAAGCGAUACAUUUCCUAGAACGAAGAAACAUGUAGAUGUGAUAGACUAGAAUUGUGAAUUCGUCGCAAGAGUUUUUUUUAAAUUAAUUGCGACAGAAUUGAUUUGCGUUGAAAAGUGAUAUUUAUUAUAUACAUUCGUACAAAAUAUGGACCCAAACACAAGAAAGAAGAAGAUGAGAAGAUAUUUUUAUGCAAUCUGUAUCUAAACCAUGACUAGCCGACUAUUUAUGAUAAUAAAUUAAAUUUUACUAUAAAGAAAA